This is a messenger RNA of Alternaria atra, 1290 nucleotides long. RefSeq lists its product as uncharacterized. Gene Ontology annotation, biological process: secondary metabolite biosynthetic process. The transcript is spliced from 2 exons. NCBI's taxonomy places the organism in Eukaryota, Fungi, Ascomycota, Dothideomycetes, Pleosporales, Pleosporaceae. Bases 1 to 1290 code for a protein of 429 amino acids. The record is from RefSeq and is a predicted model, not a curated record. Gene Ontology annotation, molecular function: FAD binding.
AUGGCCGAGCAAAGCUCAUUGAGCAUCGCGAUAGUAGGCGGUGGUGUUGCGGGCCUUACCCUGACGAUUGCGCUUCUCGACAAAUGUCCGCACAUCAGUGUUACACUCUACGAGAGUGCAGGCGCUUUUGGUGAGAUUGGGGCCGGUGUUGGUUUCUUCCCGGCCGCGGUUCGCACGAUGGCGCUAAUCUACCCUCGCAUUGCUGAGGCCUUCGAAAAAUGCAACAAAGGAAAUGUUAUCACCGACCCACCAGUAUGGUUUACAGCAAGAGUAGGAGACCAGAGGAAGAAGAGUGUCGAACUGGGAGCAGAAAUUUUCACCAUACCAGGAAGAGAGGGACCGAGCGGUGGAGUUCAUCGCGCUCAGUUUCUCGACGAGCUUGUCAAAUUAGUUCCCGAUGGUGUAGCGCAAUUCAAGAAGCGGGUGUUGAGAGUUACGGAAGCGUGGGACGGCUCUGGAGAUGCGGUCUUGCACUUUGCUGAUGGGUCUUCUGCGCAGCACAGUGCAGUAUUGGGUUGCGAUGGGAUCAAGUCGCGCGUACGACAGAUUGUGCUAGGCGAUGUGGAUGCAGCGAAGCCAGUGUUUUCGGGGAAGUACGUAUAUCGCGGCCUAUUUCCGAUGAUGAAGGCUAUUGAAAUCCUGGGUGAUGAGAUACCACAAACGCCGCAAAUGUGGUUGGGCUAUGGCGCGCACAUUUUGAGUUUCCCCAUCGCGAAUGGGACGUUGUUCAAUGUGGUUGCCUUCGCCUCACGAUCUACAUGGGAGGAUCCGAAUUGGGUGGUGCAGACAUCUCGCGAAGAGAUGCUAGAAAACUUCAAAGACUUCAUACCUUCCACGCGUAAGGUGAUAGAGAGCAUGCAGAAGCCCGAUGUCUGGGCACUAUUCUACCACCUUCCUGCAGCGACCUACUAUAACACUAACCCUCCCAUCUGUCUGGUAGGGGAUGCUGCGCAUGCCUCAACACCUCAACAGGGAGCUGGAGCUGGCAUGUGCGUUGAGGAUGUUUAUGUGCUCAGCGAGCUGCUGUCGCAAUGCCAUCAGAAGAAACGACUCGUGAAGGCGUUCCAUGCGUACGAUGCAGUUCGAAGACCACGCAGCCAAAGAUUAGUGACUACAAGCAAGGAAGCUGGUAAGCUGUGGCAGUUUGAAGGGGAGGGAGUAGGGGACGAUCUGGAAGCUUUGCGGGGCAAUGCGCUAUCGAGGAUGGAUUGGAUUUGGGAUUGUGAAAUAUCGGACGAUCUGAAGAGGGCGAGACGCAUUAUGGAAGAAGUUUCGCCGAAUACUCCGUAA